Messenger RNA from Wyeomyia smithii (pitcher-plant mosquito), 1986 nucleotides. Its product is annotated as zinc finger protein 493-like. Gene Ontology annotation, molecular function: DNA-binding transcription factor activity, RNA polymerase II-specific; zinc ion binding; RNA polymerase II transcription regulatory region sequence-specific DNA binding. Gene Ontology annotation, biological process: regulation of transcription by RNA polymerase II. Gene Ontology annotation, cellular component: nucleus. The transcript has 6 exons. Bases 138 to 1913 code for a protein of 591 amino acids. The record is from RefSeq and is a predicted model, not a curated record. NCBI's taxonomy places the organism in Eukaryota, Metazoa, Arthropoda, Insecta, Diptera, Culicidae.
UUUGAUUCAAUUUAUUUAUGGUCAAUGUUUUGAGAAGCUGAAUGGUGUGUUUACUUAGUGCAUACAAUUUUAGUGUCUAAUCGUGUAUUAAAUCCGGAUUUAGUACAAAAAAUAAGCACCAAGCAUUAUUUCCAAAAAUGCUUGAAAAUUGGAAGAGUUGGUGCCGUCUGUGCGCUAACGAGUGCACCGUCUUUAACUUGGAUUCGCUGGAAGAAUUGAACGAGAUCAUUUUGAAGCACUUUGAUUUCACGCUCCAAGAGAUCGGGGAUGUCUGCCACGGUAUCUGCGAGGAAUGCUACAAUUUCGUUAACAAAUUAGAUCACUUCAGAGAGCGUUGCUUGCAAACUAGUAAGCUGCUAACGGAACUGCAUGCAGCAAACGACGAGAAUUUGACUGAAAGUGAUGUACAGGAUUAUAGGUUUCGGUUUUUAAGCGAUUCAAUAGUUUCACCGGAGAAAGAAAUUAAUGGUAAAAAUAGUAUACGGACUAAUCCAACCGAAUCAUCUGUGGCAGCUUCGACCUCGCAUCAAAUUGCUCACGUUACAAAAGUUGAAGAGCAAGAGCUAGUUGAGCUGGAGAUUGAGGAAAUAUCUUCGCAUAAAAUAAAAGAUGAAGCUGAGGAACUAGUGGAGUAUGACAACGAAACUUUGACGCAGGAUGAUUUCGGAGAUGCCGUUCUUGAUGUGGUAAUAAGUGAAGACAGCUGUAAAUCGGAGGAAGAAACGAAACUCCGGAGAUCCAAACGACCGAACGGACGUAGAGUGGAAACUAAGCAUGUUGAAAAGACACGAUAUGAACCAGUUGAUAAUGCGGAAAUCGGGAUCGGCUGUGAGUCAUGUGAUAAAAGCUUUCGCACGCGUUCGCUCUAUGUGUACCAUCUUCAGUCGAAACAUCCCGACUCGAAGGAACUUUCUUUCAGCUGCUCACUUUGUCCAAAGCGGUUUCCUUCAGAGAAGAAAGCUAAAGUGCACGAGUACGUGCAUUUACCGAACGAAAAAAAGGUACUGCAUCCGUGUGGUUUCUGUGAUAAAAAAUUUAGCAAGCUUGAGAAUGUACAAGCGCAUAUAAAAGCUGUUCAUAUAGGCGAACGUCCAUAUAUUUGUGAAGAAUGUGGCAAGGCCUUUGGAACAAAAGGAACUUUAACGCAGCACCAAAUAACUCACAGUGAUGAAAAACCUUUUCAAUGUGCUUAUUGUCCUAAAAAAUUCAAAAAUCUAUCUCGGUUGAAGACACACGAGGAUAUCCACAAUGACACACUCUACGUUUGUCCUCACUGUGGCCUACAGUUGAACACCAAACGUACCUUGAAAAUGCAUAUGGUUGUGCAUUCGGACCAAAAGAGGUUUAAGUGUCAGUACUGUGGUAAUGAAUACAAGCGAUCUAAAGCACUAAAAACUCACCUGUUAUUACAUACUGGGUUGAGGCCGUAUCAGUGUCCGUUUUGUGAGAAGACGUUCGCUAACGGUUCCAACUGCAGAAGUCACAAGAAAAAGGCACACCCCAAAGAACUGGCUGCGAUGGAAGCUUCAGGCGUGCAAACGCGAACUACUAAUAUACCUAAGCUACAGCAACUGCAACCAAAGAUAGUAGGGGAUCAUUCGAACACAGUGUCUGAUGCGAAUAAGCCCACGACGUUGGCCGCUUCGUCCAGCCCAACUCGCGUCGUAAUCGAACCUCAUCCAGCGGAGAAUGUGAUAUUGCCGCGUAACGUACGACUGGUAACAGCCUAUUUUCAUUCUCAUAGUGAACCGCCUCCGUUGAACAUAUUAGCAAAUAGCACCAAAAGCGAACCACGAAUGGAUACGGUUACGGUCGGCCAUGUAGAUUCAGAAUCUGCAACAAGCCAGCUGCCGUUGGCCGUUGCGGAUGUAGUCACGUUGCCACCGUUACAGUUGAUUUCUAGUAAUCUCUAGGCUUGUGCUUGUCGCAGUUUUUAAGUGUUUUUGGUUUUCAAAAACAUAUGAAAUAAAUGCUUGUGACUGAUGA